CACUUUGGAAACCAAAGAUCUUAUGCAGGAAAUCUGGUUACAUCAAAUUUUACUUUUGGUACCAGCUCAUCUUCUGCACGAGAAACUCAUUGUCCCCAAGUAAUUAAAACUCCAUUACCUGCUGGAAAUCCUCAGAGAUCAGGUUACAAAAGUUGGACACCACAAAUGGGGCAUUCAGCUACUUCGUCUUCUGUGGUAUCUGCCCAUUCCCCAUCAGUUAUUGUAGCUGUGGUGGAAGGGAGAGGACUUGCCAGAGGUGAGAUAGGAAUGGCAAGCAUUGACUUAAAGUGCCCACAAAUUAUACUCUCCCAGUUUGCAGACAACACCACAUAUACAAAAGUGAUCACUAAACUCAAAAUUUUGUCACCUUUGGAGAUCAUAAUGUCAAACACUGCCUGUGUUGUGGGAAAUUCAACCAAGUUGUUUACUCUUAUUACAGAAAAUUUCAAGAAUGUUAACUUCACUACUAUCCAAAGGAAGUACUUCAAUGAAACAAAAGGAUUGGAGUGCAUUGAACAACUAUGCAUAGCAGAAUUCAGCACUGUUUUAUUGGAAGUUCAAUCCAAGUAUUACUGCCUUGCAGCUCUUGCAGCUUUGUUAAAAUAUGUUGAGUUUGUUCAAAAUUCAGUUUAUGCACCAAAAUCGCUGAAGAUUUGUUUCCAGGGUAGUGAGCAGACAGCCAUGAUAGAUUCAGCAUCAGCCCAAAACCUUGAAUUAUUAAUUAAUAAUCAAGAUAGUAGGAGUAAUCACACUCUCUUUGGUGUUCUAAAUUAUACUAAGACGCCUGGAGGGAGCAGAAGACUUCGUUCUAACAUAUUAGAGCCUCUAGUUGAUAUUGAAACCAUUAACAUGAGGUUAGAUUGUGUUCAAGAACUACUUCAAGAUGAGGAGCUCUUUUUCGGCCUUCAGUCAGUUAUAUCAAGAUUCCUCGAUACAGAGCAGCUUCUUUCUGUUUUAGUUCAAAUUCCAAAGCAAGAUACGGUUAAUGCAGCUGAAUCAAAGAUAACAAAUUUAAUAUACUUAAAACAUACCUUGGAACUUGUGGAUCCUUUAAAGAUUUCUCUGAAGAACUGUACCACACCUUUAUUAAGAGCAUACUAUGGUUCCCUGGAAGACAUGAGGUUUGGAAUCAUACUUGAAAAGAUUAAAACAGUAAUUAAUGAUGAUGCAAGGUACAUGAAAGGAUGCCUAAAUAUGAGAACUCAGAAGUGUUAUGCAGUGAGGUCUAACAUAAAUGAAUUUCUCGACAUAGCUAGAAGGACAUAUACAGAGAUUGUAGACGACAUAGCAGGAAUGAUAUCACAGCUCGCAGAAAAAUACAAUCUUCCUUUAAGGACAAGUUUUAGCUCUGCUCGAGGAUUUUUUAUCCAGAUGACAACAGAUUAUACAGCGCUACCCAGUGACCAGCUUCCUUCUGAAUUCAUCAAGAUUUCUAAAGUGAAGAAUUCUUACAGCUUUACAUCAACGGAUUUAAUUAAAAUGAAUGAAAGAUGCCAAGAGUCUUUGAGAGAAAUUUAUCACAUGACUUAUAUGGUCGUGUGUAAACUGCUCAGUGAGAUAUACGAACACAUCCAUUGCCUGUACAAGCUCGCUGACACUGUGUCCAUGCUGGACAUGCUGCUGUCAUUUGCUCAUGCCUGCACUCUGUCCGACUAUGUCCGACCAGAGUUUACUGAUACUUUAGCAAUCAAACAGGGAUGGCAUCCCAUUCUUGAAAAAAUAUCCGUGGAAAAACCAGUUGCUAACAAUACCUAUAUAACUGAAGGCAGUAACUUUUUGAUCAUAACUGGACCAAAUAUGAGUGGGAAGUCCACAUAUUUAAAGCAGAUUGCUCUUUGUCAAAUUAUGGCUCAGAUUGGAUCCUAUGUUCCAGCAGAAUAUUCUUCCUUUAGAAUUGCUGAACAGAUUUUUACAAGAAUCAGCACUGACGAUGACAUUGAAACAAAUUCAUCAACAUUUAUGAAGGAAAUGAAAGAGAUAGCAUAUAUUCUACAUAAUGCUAAUGGCAAAUCACUCAUAUUAAUUGAUGAACUCGGCAGAGGUACUAAUACAGAGGAAGGCAUUGGCAUUUGUUAUGCUGUUUGCGAAUAUCUGCUGAGCUUAAAGGCAUUUACACUGUUUGCUACACAUUUCCUGGAACUUUGUCAUAUCGAUGUCCUGUAUCCUAAUGUAGAAAAUAUGCAUUUUGAAGUUGAGCAUGUAAAGAAUAUCGCAAGAAAUAAAGAAGCAAUUUUUUAUACCUACAAACUUUCUAAGGGACUUACAGAAGAAAAGAAUUAUGGAUUAAAAGCUGCAGAGGUGUCAUCACUCCCACCGUCAAUUGUCUUGGAUGCCAAAGAAAUCUCAACUCAAAUUACAGGACAAAUUUUGCAAAACCAAAGCAGUACUCCUGAGAUGGAAAGACAGAGAGCCGUGUACCAUCUAGCAGCCAGACUUGUUCAGACAGCUCGAAACUCUCAGUUGGAUCCAGACAGCCUGAGAAUGUAUUUAAGGAAUCUCAAGAAGAAAUAUGAAGAAGAUUUGUCCAGGGUGGAACAAGUUUCAGAAAAGACUGAAGAAUAAGAAUAACUCACAUAUUCUAGUAUUGAAACAAUGUCCUUUAAUGAGAGGAACUUAGGAUUUAUCUCUUGAAAGCAAAAGAAAAUAUUUUCUAAAUUUUAUAUUUCAGUUCAAAA
This is a messenger RNA of Octodon degus (degu), 2675 nucleotides long. RefSeq names its product mutS homolog 4 (gene Msh4). The coding region runs from base 166 to 2562 and encodes 798 amino acids. Lineage: Eukaryota; Metazoa; Chordata; Mammalia; Rodentia; Octodontidae. The record is from RefSeq and is a predicted model, not a curated record. Gene Ontology annotation, biological process: mismatch repair; reciprocal meiotic recombination. Gene Ontology annotation, molecular function: ATP-dependent DNA damage sensor activity; mismatched DNA binding; ATP binding. The transcript has 19 exons. Gene Ontology annotation, cellular component: nucleus.